Messenger RNA from Frankliniella occidentalis (western flower thrips), 3137 nucleotides. RefSeq names its product calphotin-like. Bases 1333 to 2511 code for a protein of 392 amino acids. The transcript is spliced from 4 exons. NCBI's taxonomy places the organism in Eukaryota, Metazoa, Arthropoda, Insecta, Thysanoptera, Thripidae. The record is from RefSeq and is a predicted model, not a curated record.
GAGGUGCCCCAGGCUCCACCAGGCUCUGCUCCGCGGCUGCGCCCGUCCCGUCCCGCGGGGUGCCCGUUGUGCUCCAGACGCAGCCUCCAUCGCGCCCGUUGCAUUCAUUACGCCGGUGCAUUCUGGCCGCACCCAUGGCGUGGCGUGGCGUGGCGUGGCGUGGCGCGGCGCGGCGCAAACACAGGCAAUACGGGCGGCGGGCAGCACCAUUGCCUGCUACCUUACCUGCGGAGCCUGCGGUGAAAUUAGAUCACAUUCUUCGGCGAGGCGCAGAGCCUUGCAGAGCGCCGCCGUCGAAGAAGGCAUCCUCCGCAGUGCCUCCCAUGGGCUUCGCCUUGUGUGAGGCUCUCGUGAUCAAAACUGCUGCUUGCUUAAAACCAGAGGCACACUAAAAAAAAAUUGCAGCUGUUUUCGAGGUAAAAGUUUGAAGUUUUAUCUGGUGACAAAAAGCGAUUGCUAUGGCUCUCCGGCCCUGACUUCCGCACCCUGCCCAACUUCGACCGCCCCCGCCCCUCUCUCUUUGUGCUGAGCCUGUGCCUAGCAAUCCCCAAGCAAUCCUUUCGGCGGUUUGCAUGGAUCAGGUCCACCGGAGGCACGCUCCACUGUGCUCUGCUGUGCUCUGCUGUGCCCUGCUGCCGGUGCACCGGCCGAACAGGACAUUCCCUUUUAAUGGGGUCCUGCUGCACAAUGAGGGCUCGCCCAGGCCCCCUCCGCUCCGGCCGUAUUCCCGAGAACACGAAAGACCCCAUUAGGAUGGUCAUCGCGCGAGCCCUGGCUACCAUACGAUAAUGUUCCUUGAAAUCCCUUUGCUAGCCGUGAUUGCUGGGUCAACACAGCCCCAUUAAAAACAAAUAAAUCCUAUAGUUUUCCAGACGAAAAAGAAAAAAACAAACAAAAACGGCCUCACCAAAAAGGAAGAAAAAACGGAAAAUCAGGGCACGAUGGGCUGGGUGGGACCUAACGGCUGCAAAUGCUACUCGAUAAGCAAGCUGCAGCCGGGCUGGGCAGGGUGACCAAUCAAGUAUGUCUUGACGGGUGUCAAACAAGCCCGGCCACGCCGCACCACGCCACGCCCACGGAGUGCCCGGACAAGGUAUCCCGUUGUCAACGGGCAAGUGUCCAACAGGAUGUGCAUCGAGCGUGAUGAUUGAGCUACUUCACAUGAGCGCGGCCCGUCGCAUGCCGCUAUACGCACCAUCUUGAAAUAUUGCAGAGUUUAAUUAGCGAGCAGGUGAGCGAGCGGCAAUCUAGUCACGGAGAGGACCGGGUCGUCCCUGCUAGACUCGACUCGACGUGUCGUGCUUGCGCCUACUUGCAGGAGCACCCAGAAAAAUGGAUAGCUGUACCAACCAUCGUAUGGGGGGCGGUGAUUACGACUACGACUAUUCACAGCUGACGGAGAAGCCCCCGGUCACGCCUUCCAAGCCGAGCAACAACGCCACGACGGCCGCCACCAGCACCACCACCAAGAAGCCCAGCGUGCGCACCUCGGAGACGGAAACGAGCAGAUCGCAGGAGCGCUCCGCGGCCGCGAAGCCUGAGGUCGGCGCCAGCACCGGCAGGGAGGACUCCGUCGCGGCGCCCGCCCCCGUGAGGGCUGCCCUCGCCCCUGUCGCUGCCCCGCUCAAAUCCAAGCCCGCAGUCCCCGUCAAAGCCGUGGUCCCCGUCAAGCCCGUCGUCCCCGUCAAGCCAGCCGUCCCCGUCAAGAUCUCUGUGGCGCACCGCCGUUGCGGCGCUGGGUACCACCGCGACGCAUCAGGCCGCUGCAGGCGCGACCGCCGACCUCUGUACGCCCAGAAGCAUGGCCAUCGUCGGCCUGCCAGCCGGUCAGGCCCCGCAGCUGCAGCUGCUGGAGCCACCGCAGCGGCUGUCGCGGGACCGCCGCCGUCCUCGAGUGUCCCAUCGGUAGCUGCUGUAGCAGCCCCUGCGGCUGCCGCGAGAAUGCCACCAUCCUCGGGUGUUCCAUCGGCGGAUGCAGCACCCGGAGCCACCCCAGCUGUCGUCGCGGGACCGUCGCCAUCCCCGGUUGCCCCAUCGGCAACUGCCCUUCCAGUCGCCAACCCAGCGCUCCGCCCAUCGGCCGAUGUCGCUGCAGCUGCGCCUACAGCUGUUGCUCCCUCUGCAGCCCGGGACGACCGGCCCGCAGCUGCCCUCCCGGUGGCGCCCCUGCCGCAUGCAGCUGAUGCAGCCGCGGCAGGUGCAGGUGCUGUGCGCCCUGCUGCUCCCGCAUCCGCAGUUGAUGUCUCUUCACCCAUCACCAUAAUUUCUGUGGCACCGCAACCAGCCUCUGCACCAUCAACAAAAGAGGCCGCGUCGUUGCUUACUGGAGCAGUUACUGCUUCAUCGUUAAAGGAACACACCUCCUCCACUGUUCAGCUCAAAGAGCCUGAAUCUGCCUCCUCUUCACAGAACACUAAGGCUGAAGCUGUCCAAACCGUGUCACAAGACGACGAUCUGAAAAAACCCUCAAAACUGGAAGUAUUAAUUUCUGAACAAAAACCUUUGGCGUAAUCUCCAACAAGGGGAUGACACACAUCGCUUUGUUUUGGAGUAAACACCAGUACGUUUUGCCCUCACGAGUGACUCUCAUAAAGCUUGACCUCUGGAGAACUGAUUAACGAGUGAACCCAAGACUCAUAUGUGGAGUAAGGAUUAACUAUAGAGCUGAACAAGACGCCGCGAAAAGCGUUUCUUAAUUCGUUCGUAAACGAAGUUCUGAAAUUUGUGCGUUUUGCUCAGGUCUAGCAGGCAGUCACUUCUCCGGGGUCAAGGCGAGGGUCAAGCGGUGAGGUAGGAGAGGGGGGGGGGGGUAGAUUGCAGAGAAGCCUAGGCCGUGAAAAGAGAAAAGCAAAGCAUUUGCACGUAAAAUAAAGUUGCUAGUCAUAUUUUCCGUCGAAGUAAAAUUAAUAGAGACUUGUCGGUUGUCGGUCUCACUUCGAAUUAAAAUUAGUCUUCUGCGGAAGUCGAUACGUAUGACCCAUGACCCACAUAUUUUUGUAGUUACGUAAAACCGAUGAUUCUGCACUUCCAUUGUACUGACUGACAAAAGUGUCAAAUAAAUUUAGGAAUGAUUAUUGUACUGUAUAAAAUGUUUCAAAAACGAAAAAUUAAAAAGUGAAAAUUUGGGAAAGACUAAA